GCCACCCGGUUGUCUCUCGCGUGCGAUCUCAGUGGGAGUCCGUCCGCCGCCAUGGCUGUUCGCGCGUGUACCUUUCUCCUGGCGAUAGCCCUCGCACACGCGUUCAUAGACGAAGCUGUCGACGUCAUCAAACUCGGCAAAGAAAUAGGCGAGGAAGUGCUGAACUCAUGGGACAUUUUAGGAAAACCUUUAAAUUUAUCAGGAGGUGUGGACCUGCCCAUUAUACGGCGGAGGGAAAGAAUAGUUCUGUCGCGAUUGGCUCUGAUCACCCGGAAGAUAGAACUCCUCGAAACGGGGAUAGAAAAGACGAAUGCUGUGGCGAUGCUGUUGGCGAAAGCGGCGGGCAGAGGGCCGAGAUUGGAACUGAGGCUGCACGAGAUGGCAGAUCUGCUUAACCGCGUCGCCUCUGCUGAUCGCGAGAUGAGGGAGUAUGUGCGGCUGCAGAAGGAGUUGGAGCGAUCUACGCUGGAGGACUUCGCGGAGUGGUGCGUCUCUCCCGACCGUAGCGCGCUGCCGGGCCUGCUGGAAAGAGUUCAUUCGCUGAUCGCGCCCCCGCAUAAACACUGGUUGGGACGAGGCAUUUUAGAUCUGGCCCUGGAUGAUUUGCAGGAGGAGCACCCUGACUUAUGCGAGCUGCAACUCUCGCCCCAUCAGCUCAUCUACGAUAUGUACAACACGAUAUCGCUCACUGAAAUCAAGGGAUACGCCAUGAUGCAAUUCUCGUGGAUGCUGCUCAGGAUAUACGGCAAAGGCAACUUUACGCAAGAAGCAAGUUUGACAAGGCAAAGGUAUGGAGAAAGGACAUCUCGGACGGCUGCCGCUGCAAGGGCCGCUUUGGCCAUAGCCAGGAGGGAUUUGUAUCGAUGCGACCCCCCAGAGCAUAAGAUAGGAGAAACGUACGAGGAGGUGACUCGUUUACUGCAAGGCUACAUAGAGAACGAAGUUGACAUGAACAAGGACAACACGUGCAGAGAGGACUGCGCACACUACACCUUGGCGGAACACCACACAUGUUUCAAAGACCAGUUCUGCGCUAAACAAACGGCUUGCAACGGCAGAAUCAUCGACUGCAAAUACAUAGACUCGGACAUGUGGGUCUGCAGAGCGGGGAAAAACAGCAAUCGCCGAUACGAAUGGAUCGAAUAUGAAAACGGUAGAACAUUGGGAAAAGCCGGCAGUUGCACACGUGGUACGACAAAGGUGGACUCCUGGUGGAAAUGGAACCUCCUUCACUGCUCAUACUGCAUGUGUCUUUGCGAAGACGAUAUCGGAUCCUCUGAACGUACUUUCAGCUUGCGAGAAGUUAUAGCUGAUAUUACCAACAACAAGGUAGUGACCGGACUACGGCUUGUUAAACACGGCCGAGUUUUCCACCUUCAGAUAAGCGAAGGAACUUUAGGCGAGAGGGGUUCGAUCACACCUGGCAGCUGGGUACCGUUACAGAAGUUCGACAUUUCAGAUCCCGGUAUUAGGGAUGGAGAAGACUACCAUACGUUGUCCUACGAGAAAAGGGCUAUCGACUUGGACGAGUUGGAUUCGCCGACUGGAUACAUCCUAACCGGUGUCAGAUUCCGCAUGAUCGGUGCACAUUUGCACUUCGAGAUACGAUCAACGCCUUUUAACUACACCACUGGCAGAUUAGCGCCCGACAGAAGUCAGUGGAUUAGUAAUGACAACACGGAGGGCGCAGACGUACCGCGGUCUCGGUUGGAACUGAUCAGACCGGACAUACCGACGCGCAGUGCCACGCCUCUCCCCGUGGACUCGAAGCACGACCAAUACGUAGAAUUUACACACAGCGACUUUGACGCAGACGCGGCGCAGAGCACCGUGCCGUUUAUAGACAUCCAGCCACUUGAGCCUAUCAAAGGUACAGCGCUAAUAAGUGGUGCGGGUAUCAUCCACCGAGGCGCGCACGGUACAGGCGGGUUCAUAGCGGCGAAGCUCUUCACUUACGACUACUCGCGCCACGUUAAGGCAGAGUCACCGCCACCGAUUGUGGACAUAGAGGCAGAAAAGGAGUUGGUGCUGCCCGCCAAUCGCUUUUAGUUUAAUUUAGACUAUUGUCAUACGUGUAAUGAGUACGUGGUGGGUCAAAUCGACAAGGCAACGAAUGAAUCGGAGUCGCUCUACUGCCCUAGAUGCCUGCGGUAGACCGGUUCGGCUUUGCUCGCUCGCCGCCUCCUCAAUGAGUACACAAACAAGUGGACUCCCUAUAAACUCAUUAAACAUAUGCUCAUGAUAUAACUAAGUAAUUAAUAUACUCAUCUCAAAUGUAGCAUAGGUUAUUUGAAAAAUAAAUUUUUGAUUUAAGUGUG
Messenger RNA from Pararge aegeria (speckled wood butterfly), 2318 nucleotides. RefSeq lists its product as uncharacterized. The transcript is spliced from 10 exons. The record is from RefSeq and is a predicted model, not a curated record. Bases 52 to 2049 code for a protein of 665 amino acids. Lineage: Eukaryota; Metazoa; Arthropoda; Insecta; Lepidoptera; Nymphalidae.